GCCUCAUACGUUUCGGGAGGAAGCGACGGCGGCUGCAGGGGCUCAAAAGUAACUGAUGAAUCUGGCCUGGCAACCGUUCCCAGGCAUUGUUUUCUGUGCUGUUCCUUGCCCUCCGGUCUGAUUCACUGCCGCCGAGACCACAAAGCGUGACAGACAAAGCAAAGCGGCCCCGUACGCCGUGGCAGUUUCAGAGCUUGGUGAUAUCUAAUGGCGGAGCAACUUUCUCCAGGGAAUUCGACCGGUCAGGUGUGUACUUUCCUCUACAAAAAGCCUAGGCAGAAAGGAGCAGUUGCGGGCCGCCGAAAGCGACAGCUCUGUGAUGCGGGGUCGGGGGACAGCGGCAGCAGCAGUGACGAAGGCAGCGCUGUGGUCUGCCCGGAGAAGAAGCAGGCGACCCACAAUGCGUUGAUUCAAAAGAUGUGUGGCAGCGGUAAACAGAAGGCGAACUAAGGUGGCUUGGAAGGUCACAGCAUGGUCUACAAGUCUACCCAUUGGGCAAAACCCGUGGGACCCAAGAAUAUGGGUGUGACCGCUGUCUAGGAACUGGAUGAGAAGGAGCGAGAUGCACAGUCCAUCUUUGAACGGAGCCAGAGGGAGGAGCUGAGGGGCAAAGAAGACAACAAGAUCUAUCGGGGAAUCAAUAAUUAUCAGAAAUACGUGAAGCCCAAGGAUACAUCCAUGGGCAAUGCCUCCUGCGGGAUGGUGAAGAAGGGCUCCGAGCAUCUACAUGCUACUGUGCAGUGGGACAUCUGUAAGGACUACCAGGAGACUGGAUUCUGCGGUUUCGGGGACAGCUGCAAAUUCCUUCAUGACCGUUCAGAUUACGAGCACUGGUUGCAGGUCGAAUGUGAGCUUGUUGAGGGUCGCUACGGUGUCUAUGAGGAUGAAAACUACGAAGUGGAAAGUGAUGAUGAGGAAAUACCAUUCAAGUGGAUGUGCAUCUGUCGCCAGACCUUCCAAAACCCAGUAGUCACCAAGUGUAGGCAUAAUUUUUGUGAGAGCUGUGCAUUGCAGCAUUUCUAUACCACCUUGCACUGUCUCUCUAACCAGCAGACCAAUGGUGUCUUCAGUCCAGUGAAAGAAUUGAUUGUUAAACUGGGAAAGCAUAGAGCUGAAGUGGAGGGUGGUGCUUCUGAUUUCUUAGAAGACCCCAAGGAGAGUCCAGUUUCCAUUAUUUAGAUUUUUCAUAAUUCUCAGUCUCAAAAUAAAUAUUUUAUUGUUUCUUAAAA
Messenger RNA from Meriones unguiculatus (Mongolian gerbil), 1229 nucleotides. It is a transcript of the gene Rnf113a, whose product is annotated as ring finger protein 113A. The record is from RefSeq and is a predicted model, not a curated record. Gene Ontology annotation, cellular component: U2-type spliceosomal complex. Lineage: Eukaryota; Metazoa; Chordata; Mammalia; Rodentia; Muridae. Gene Ontology annotation, biological process: snoRNA splicing. Gene Ontology annotation, molecular function: metal ion binding.